AUGGCAACCUAUCGCCCAGUGAUUAUUCUCGCCCUGAUCUGGCUCAAGAUCUUUGGCAUUGCGACCAGCUUGACGACGGUCCAGGGUGUACCGUUUCCCGGUCUGAUAGAUGUGACUCUCGACGAAUUGGCCGAGGGCCUCGAAAACGGGCUCUUCACCAGUGUCGACCUUGUCAAUGCCUAUCUUGGCCGCAUCAAUCAAGUGAAUAGUACACUCAAUGUCGUGACCGAGGUGAACCCGGAUGCUCUAUCAAUUGCCGCCGACCUGGAUGCUUCGCGCGCCAACGGCACAAUCAAGGGUCCGCUCCACGGCAUUCCCAUCCUCAUCAAGAACAACAUCGCGACCGCCGACCAGAUGAAUAACACUGCGGGCUCAUGGGUCUUGCUAGGUGCCAAGGUUUCUCAAGAUAGCUUCAUGGCGAAGAAGCUUCGAGAGGCUGGUGCGAUUAUCCUCGGCAAGACCAACCUCAGCCAGUGGGCCAACUUUAGGAGCAACAAUACGAGCAACGGGUGGUCCGCGUACGGAGGUCAGGUCUAUGCUGCCUACUAUCCCCAGCAAGAUCCGAGUGGAAGUUCAAGUGGUAGUGGUGUGGCCUCAGAUCUUGGCCUCGCACUUGCGGCUCUGGGCACCGAGACCGAUGGUUCCAUUGUCUCGCCCUCUCAACGUAACAAUCUUGUCGGCAUCAAGCCAACCGUUGGCCUGACAUCCCGGCACCUGGUGAUACCGAUUAGUGAACAUCAAGAUACCAUCGGACCUAUGGCCCGCACCGUCAAGGAUGCCGCCUACAUCCUCCACGCUAUCGCCGGCGCAGACCCCAACGAUAACUACACGUCAGCGAUACCCAACAAUGGCGAGAUACCAGACUACCCAGCCGCUUGCGAUAUGUACGGUCUGCGAGGAACUCGCAUCGGGAUCCCUCGUAAUGCCAUCGAACUCUUCUCCGACAACACCACCGGGACUGAAACCGAUGCCUUUGAGGAGACCCUUGAGGUCUUCAAGGCGGCUGGUGCCGUCAUUGUCGACAAUGCCAACUUUACCGCCGCGGAGCAGCUAGCUACGUCAAACUCCGAAACCAUCGUCCUGAACGCAGACUUCAUCUCGAACUUGGCUUCCUAUCUCACUGACCUCACAGUCAACCCGAACAAUGUGAAGUCUCUGGCCGACGUCCGCAAAUUCACGCAAUCAUUCGCGCUCGAGGAUUACCCUGAUCGUAAUACGGGUGUCUGGGAUGAGGCUCUUGACGAGCAAGGGUUCAACAACACCGACCCGCGAUUCUGGGCCGCCUGGCAAGAGAGUGCGUUCCUUGGUGGCGAGGGCGGGCUAUUUGGAACACUGGAAAGGCACAAUCUCGACGCCGUCAUCUUGCCGACAAGCUUCUCUAGCACCUGGGCCGCUAUCGUCGGAGCACCCGUGAUUACCGUUCCCCUGGGUUUCUAUCCCGCGAAUGCCACGGUGAUCAAGAAUAGGAGGGGUAACCUCGUUGAUACUGGUCCCCAUGUCCCAUUUGGUAUCAGCUUCCUCGGCGCAAAGUUCUCCGAAGCAAAGCUCAUCAGCCUGGCCUAUGCUUAUGAGCAGAGGACCAAGACGAGGGACAAGAUCCAACCAUACAUCACGCCUAAUGUCGAGAUUGGUGACUUUGCUGGGUAUUAG
Messenger RNA from Colletotrichum abscissum, 1650 nucleotides. Its product is annotated as amidase. The transcript is spliced from 4 exons. The coding region runs from base 1 to 1650 and encodes 549 amino acids. The record is from RefSeq and is a predicted model, not a curated record. NCBI's taxonomy places the organism in Eukaryota, Fungi, Ascomycota, Sordariomycetes, Glomerellales, Glomerellaceae.